Messenger RNA from Camelus dromedarius (Arabian camel), 936 nucleotides. RefSeq names its product olfactory receptor 5G25-like. Gene Ontology annotation, cellular component: membrane. The transcript has a single exon. Gene Ontology annotation, molecular function: G protein-coupled receptor activity; olfactory receptor activity; odorant binding. NCBI's taxonomy places the organism in Eukaryota, Metazoa, Chordata, Mammalia, Artiodactyla, Camelidae. Gene Ontology annotation, biological process: sensory perception of smell; G protein-coupled receptor signaling pathway. The record is from RefSeq and is a predicted model, not a curated record.
AUGGAUAAUGGAAAUCAGACUUUGGUGAUUGAGUUUGUUUUCGUGGGCUUAACAAAUCACCUCCAGCACCAGCUUCUUCUUUUCGUGGUAUUUCUCUUGGUUUAUCUUACCACUCUUCUGGGAAAUGUGGGGAUAAUGACUCUCAUUUGGAUGGAUUCUCGACUCCUCACCCUGAUGUACUUAUUUCUCAGCCACUUGUCCUUUGUAGAUGUCUGCUCCUCUGCUGUCAUUGGUCCCAAAAUGUUGACUGACAUCCUUGUGGAGAAAAAAUUCAUCUCUUUCUUUCGUUGUGUUGCCCAGAUCUGGCUUUUUGGUCCAUUUGUAGUGACUGAGUGUUUCCUUCUGGCUUCCGUGGCAUAUGAGCGGUACAUGGCUAUCUGUAAGCCCUUGUUGUGCACACUCAUGUGUGUCUGUGUGCAGUUGGUGGUAGGGCCUUAUGCUGCCAUGGGUCUUAAAAGCACCAUGAUCCACAUAACUUUCACCUUUCACCUGCCUUGCUGUGGUCCGAAUAUCACCAAUCACUUCUUCUGUGACCUUCCUGUUCUCUCCCUGGCAUGUGCAGACACACAGGUCAGUAAAUGUUUACUUUUCAUCUUGACUGGAGCUCUAGGAGUACUCAACGGUGUGAUCACCUUGGUCUCCUAUGUUUACGUUGGCAUCGCCAUCCUGAGGAUCCGUUCUGCUGAUGGGAGGCGGAAAGCCUUUUCCACCUGUUCUUCACAUCUGACACCUGUCUCCAUCCUUUAGGGGACACUCUUCUUUGUCUAUGUACGUUGGAGUUCUAGUUUCUCCCUGAAUAUUAACAAAGUGGUUUCUGUGUUCUACACAGCUGUGAUUCCCGUGUUAAACCCACUUACCUACAGCCUAAGAAACAAAGAGAUCAAGGAUUCAUUCAGAAGGACAUUUGAAAGGAAGAAAUUUCUUUUGAGUAAGUGA